CUGCGUCUAUUGUGUGCAUUUAAUCGCAAUUCUUUUUUUAUCCCUUUGCCACUGCAUUUUACAUCAGGGGAACAGUAGACGUUGAUUUCAGGGUUAAAAAACCUAUAUCGGAACGCUAAUAUCAUUUAAAAGAAAACGAAUCCCUGAGUUUUGUUCGCUUGAAGAUUUUAUGUUACAGGCCUACAUGGAUUUUAAAGACCUGCACCCAGAAAUAGGAGUGCGAUGGCGAUCGAGGAUGUGUCUUUUUCUUCUAUCCUUUCUUCAUCUGACAAAGGGUCAGGUACGGUACUCGAUCCCAGAGGAGCUAAAAAUUGGUUCUCUGGUUGGCAACAUUGCUCAGGACCUUGGUUUUGAUCUGAAGAGGCUCCGUUCUGGUCGGGCCCGCAUCGUGACGGGAGAAAACAUCCAGUACAUCGAGCUGAGGGCAGAUAAAGGGACUUUAAUUGUGAAUAAAAGAAUCGACCGAGAGCAGCUCUGUGGAGAUACCACACCAUGCAGCUUUACCUUUGAGAUUUUAUUUGAAAAUCCAAUGGAGCUUCACCCAGUUACUAUAGAGGUCCUGGACGUGAACGACAACGCUCCCAUCUUCCAAAAUAAUCACUUGAAAUUUGAAAUCAGCGAAUCUGUAGUUGUCGGCUCCCGUUUUAGAUUAGAGAGCGCGGAUGAUGACGAUGUCGGCCAGAAUGGUUUGCAGAACUAUAUUUUAACUCCAAACGACAAUUUUGUCUUAAAACAAAAUGUUAAUCCAGAUGGAAGUAAAUAUGCUGAAAUUGUGCUCCAGAAAGCCUUAGAUAGAGAGGUACAGCCACACCUUUCUCUAACGCUGCUUGCUGUGGAUGGCGGAACCCCGCAGAAAUCUGGUACGGUAUUAAUAGAUGUUAAUAUUCUCGAUUUUAAUGACAAUGCUCCGGUGUUUAAUCAAACAGUAUAUAAGGCUACAGUGGUCGAAAAUGCACCAAAGGGUACUUACGUUAUCACUGUUAAUGCGAGUGACAUUGACAGUGGUUUAAAUGCAAAAAUAACUUAUUCUAUUUCAAAAUCAAAAUCGGGAAAAGCUACUCUCUUUGAUAUAGAUGAUACUACAGGAACAAUAUAUGUGACUAAAGAAAUUGACUUUGAGAAGGACAAAAAAAUAGAGUUCAGAGUUGAAGCUAAAGAUCAAGGAGGACUCACAGAUUCAAGCAAAGUUGAAAUUGAGAUUGUUGAUGUAAACGAUAACGCCCCUGUUAUUAACAUUAUGUCAUUCAAUAGUCCAGUGGCAGAAGACUCACCUAUCGGUACAACAAUCGGUAUCCUUAAUGUUAAAGACUUGGAUUCAGAAGAAAAUGGGCAAAUUAGAUGCAGAAUUGAAGGAAAUGUUCCUUUUAAAAUCAAGUCGAAUGUCAGAAAUUAUUAUGCUUUGACAACUGAUGCUGAAUUAGAUCGAGAAACUGUUUCAGAAUACAACAUUACUCUUGUUUGUUCAGACCAAGGUUCAACUUCUCUUUCGACCAAAAAAAUAUUAAAUCUAAAGCUAUCAGACAUUAAUGACAAUGCCCCUGUGUUUACAAAAAACAUUUUUAGUGCUGUAGUUAAAGAAAACAACUCUCCAGGCGUUUCAAUUUUAACUCUAAGUGCUCAAGAUUCAGAUGAAAACAGAAAUGCUCAGGUUGCCUAUAUUUUGGAGGACAGAGAUAUCGGUGGGUCCCCGAUUUCUGAAUAUAUUUCAGUUAAUUCACAAAGCGGCCUCAUCCAUGCCGUUCGCUCGUUUGAUUAUGAACAGAUCAAGGAUUUUGUUUUUGUAAUUAGUGCACAGGAUGGAGGUUCUCCUCCACUUCGUAAUAACGUGACCGUAAAAAUCCUCAUCCAGGACCAAAAUGAUAACCCACCACAGAUUCUUUACCCAGUCCAGACUGGUGGCUCUGUGAUCGCUGAAAUUGUACCUCGUUCAGCAGAUGUGGGCUACCUGGUGACUAAAGUUGUGGCUGUUGAUGUGGACUCUGGACAGAACGCCUGGCUCUCCUAUAAACUGCAGAAAGCUACAGACAGGGCGCUGUUUGAAGUGGGUUUACAGAAUGGAGAAAUAAGAACCAUCCGUCAGGUGACUGAUAAAGAUCCUGUGAAACAGAGACUGACUGUUAUAGUAGAGGACAACGGGCAGCCCUCUCGUUCAGCUACGGUUGUUGUUAACGUGGCGGUGGCGGACAGCUUCCCUGAAGUGCUCUCGGAGUUCACUGAUUUCAUACACGACAAGGAUUACAACAAAAACCUGACAUUUUACCUAGUGUUGGCUCUAUCUGUAGUCUCUUUCCUCUUUAUUACAUCUUUGGUGGUUAUCAUAUCAGUGAAGAUCUACAGAUGGAGACAGUCUCGCAUCCUGUAUCACUCCAACCUCCCUGUGAUUCCAUAUUAUCCACCACGUUACUCGGAUACUUUGAGAACAGGGACUCUGCCACCCAUGUGCAAUUACGAGUUGUGCAGGACAAUUGAUUCGAAAAACAGUGACAAUAAGUUAUGUAGGGAUGGAAGUCAGAAGAUGUUAAUUAUGGAACCCAGUUCUGCAGGGACGAUGCAGCGGAUGCAUGCUGAGAAGAGCAUCCUGGAUGAACCUGACUCUCCUCUAGAGGUGAGUUAUGAUUUCAUGCUUUCAUGUUUUACCUUAAAGUGAUAUAGUUUUUGGCUCUUGAAAUCAUCCUACUCUACCAUUCCUAUAAUAGCUAAGUGGUAAAGUGAUUUAGAGACAGAUUCCAUAGAAUGGGAAAGGGUAUGGAAUAACGUUUUCAGUGCAUCA
Cyprinodon variegatus (sheepshead minnow) is the source of this 2770-nucleotide messenger RNA. Its product is annotated as protocadherin beta-16-like. The transcript has a single exon. The record is from RefSeq and is a predicted model, not a curated record. Lineage: Eukaryota; Metazoa; Chordata; Actinopteri; Cyprinodontiformes; Cyprinodontidae. Gene Ontology annotation, biological process: homophilic cell-cell adhesion. Bases 170 to 2647 code for a protein of 825 amino acids. Gene Ontology annotation, molecular function: calcium ion binding. Gene Ontology annotation, cellular component: plasma membrane.